This is a messenger RNA of Cylicocyclus nassatus, 653 nucleotides long. NCBI's taxonomy places the organism in Eukaryota, Metazoa, Nematoda, Chromadorea, Rhabditida, Strongylidae. The record is from the annotation of a GenBank genome assembly.
AGAAAAAAAACUGCUGCAAAAAUGAAUAGAGCGUCCGUUUUGGCACUAGGCGGCAGGAGGCUGCUGAACUGCCUUGAAAUACGCAGUGUCCACUCCAAUCCAACCCCAGCCGGGACCAUUGGUUAUGAGGAAAAUGAUGCUCAAAAAGUGAUCAAUGAUGCUAACGAGAAGUAUAGACAGACAAACCAAACUAUCAAAGAGAAAAUGCAAAAAGGUUACGAGCACAAGGACGCAGAUACAGAUGGUGGAUGUCAAGAAGGAGGAGGGGUUAGAGGCGUGUCAGAAUACGGCAAUGAUGAUGUGAGCCAGCAAUCCCAUUCUGAUAAAUCGCAACCACACCCAUCUAACUCUGCUGAAGGACCUGAAAAAUAUAUAGAGAAACGACAGGAUGAUAUUGAAGAUACAAAUGCUGACGAAGAAGAAAGAAAACACAGGCAGCAACAGAUCAACAAAGUGAACAAAGUCGAUGAAAGAACCGGAGACACAGCCGAAGCUAUCAAGCCAAUACAGUAAAGUUUCGGAAUUCUCUAGCCUGCUCGUAGCAAGAUCACGGCUGCAUUAGGCCUUAGGCCAGGGUUCAGAAUGAAUAUUUGAGAGCCAAAUCUGCUCAUUGUACAUAUUUUGCGUAACUUUGUAUAUUUUUCGGAAUAAAU